AAUUUGUCGUUAAAUAAAUUUGAAAUGCCACAGUUGGCCCUUUUAAAGACAGGAACACAAUUGCAAAGUGGAUUCUAAAAACACAACCAAGUGUCAGGACUCAAACUUAAUAUUUUUCGAGUAUGCAACAGUGAGGUACGCAGGCCAUAGGAAUGUCAAACUGCGAGAAACAUGGCGGACGUGAAACGUUUACUGAUAUUUGGGGUGUAGUUUGCAAUCGUCAUUUUGCGUACCCAAGAGACAGUCGAGUCAGCGUGUUUACCGGGUACAGUGCGAGAUGUGAUUAGACCGUUUAGGAAUUAAAGGCAUAGUUUGCGAGUAGAGCUGAGUGAUCUGAGGAAAUUCUAGUCAGAAUCUAAUCCGCCAAGAUGGAUUGGGACUCGAUCACCGUAGCGAAUUUACAGCUGACCGAGACGGAACACCGGUAUUAUGGCGAUAUAUUCAUUUAUUGCUGUGACAAUUGUGAAAGCGAGAGUGUUCCUGUCGUCAAAGCAGCUGAAUUGCUUCGCUCGGCCAAUCUACCCCGCGACGUCACCAUGAAGAUUUUGGAUAUAUGCGUCAGUGCCAAGGGACAAACUCAUUUGAGCAGAAAACAAUUUUAUGCUGCUCUCAAGCUAGUGGCAGCUCAUCAGUCUGGAUUGGAAAUAUUUAGGGAUGCUGUGACGACUUCCCUCGAUGUUAUAGCUCUACCUAGAUUCAAUUGGCCAUCUUCGGGAGACGAGGAAGGUGGCAGAAGUUCAGAUUCCACAAGAGGCUCCAAAGGUAGAUCAGGAGGUCGAGUGCCAGAGAGUACAACGGAGAGUGAAAGUGAGGCUGAAUCUCCAAGAGAGGCUGGUGGAAGUACAGAUUCCCCUACACCUACUAAUAGUGUUACUCAAGAGAGAAACGAUGGCACCAUGGGCGGAGAAACUAUAUUAGACUCUGUGACUAGCGAAUGGCAAGGUCUUCUAGUGUCAGAGGAACAGCGACAACUUCUAGGAACCGAAGAAGAGAGCUCUGAGCGUCACAGUAGCGAUGAGGCUGAUGGGGAUGGCGAUGGAUCAGGAUUUCCACCAGAGGAAGUAUGGACAAUUAGUGAGGAGCAACUGGAUUAUUAUACAACUCAGUUUAACUUGUUACAAUCUGGACCUGAAGGUCUUUUGGCAGGAACAGUAGCUCGAACAUUUUUCGAAAAGUCUCGACUUCCUGUAGCAGAAUUAAGACGCAUUUGGCAACUAGCAGACGUUACUCGGGACGGAGCACUAAGUCUCGCAGAAUUCUACGUAGCGAUGCAUCUGGUUGUUCUGAGAAGAAACCACGUACCGUUACCAGACGUUCUGCCACCAUCGCUGGCUGUACUCCUAGCAAUGCAAAAGACGACAACCCCACCGAGUGUUCAGCCAGCACCUCCAGUAACUCAGAGCAGCCCUCCGAGUACCGUAAAUACCAGAGACAAGAGUAAAGAGUGGACAAAAUUCGUGGAUUCGCCAACCGGAACCAGCGGUACCUUAACGAGUCCUGGACCAAAGCCAGUAAACUUUGACUUCCAAAAGGCAGCUGUAGAGAGAGAUCCUAAGAUUCUACAUCCGGUACCAUUACGACUGACACCGGAGGCAGCGAUUCUAGCAUCGGGCGCCAAUGGGAAUAACAGUAACGGAUCGACCUUAGGAGACGAGGAAAGUCAGUAUCCUUCGAUCAAUAUGGUUCAGAGACCUUUGGCAAAAAAACCACUGCCACCUCCCGAGGAAUCAAUAAUAGUGACGCCGAAAAAGGAACCUCCGCCGCCACCGCCCCCGAGACCUUACAGAACGCACGCCAGGAGUUCUAGUCUUGAUCUAAACAAAUUAGGUAAAAAUGGUCAAAGUUUCCUGGGCGCACCACCUCUGGUACCACCAAGAGUAUCACCGGGAAUCACUUCACCGCGGAAGCUCGUGGGUCAGAGAAGCGAGGGCGAAGGUCAGAAGGCACCCGGUGACAGUCAGGGUUUCGUUGCCGAUUUCUCGCAUUUCUCGCCAAAAGGUGACGCGCCUGAGAAUCCACCAGUGGAAAGCAGUAACGUUCAGCAAUCUCAGCAAUUUGCUGGAAUCUGCGGAGCUUUCCAUAUCUACAGAAAGCCCAGUCCAAAACGCGAUGGCAACGACGACGACGCCGGGAAGGACGACCCCGAAGAUCCCAGGAGGUUGAACUUGCAGGAACUGAGAGAAAGAAAUGCAGAACUACGACUUGUUUGCGAGGAACUGACACGUGAACUUGCAUCGGCGCUUCAAGAGCGGAUCAACCUGCGUGCGAAAUUGUUGCUGUUGACCUGAUCGAUCCUUUUCGUUUCUCUUCAUUCGUCUCUUCGUUUCCUCCUCUUCUUCUCAUCCUCCAUACAAUACAAUUCCUCUAGGAAUCUAUACUUUCACUGGUUUCUCUCCCGAGUCUCAUCUUUCCACACAAUCGUCGUAUCGUCCUAGACUACUUUCCUCAGAUCAAUUUAUUUUUUCCCCAUCCAGUAUUCCUGGUGAUCAGUUUAAUUUUGACUUAGCUUUCAUCAUUUCCUAGUUUCAAAAGUUAUCUAGAACAUUAAUCGACCAUGUGAAAAGUUUAACGUACUUUCUUUUACUUGAAUGGGGCAAUGGAAUAUCCUACAUCCUAUCUCUGUCUUGUGAAAUUAGCAUCAUUAACUAAUUUUCCUAAUUUUCUGUACAUUGCCAUGUCUUAUACUUUUAUUCACUGAAUCUUAACGAAUAUAUCUGCCCGUUGAUAUUAUAUUUAUGCAUGUCGUGGUAACGCGUCGGUCACUCGGUGACCAGAGCCUUACGGAUCAUUGUGAAAUGACUAAGCAAAAAGAUGCAAAAAUAUAUAUACAGGAUUAUCUUGCUGCGAGCGCAACAAGAAUGCAAUAAACGUUUAAAUUCUUUGAAAAAUAUCGAAGCGUUCUCCCAGAUCUUUAAGGCGUAUGGCAACUGUCAAGUUUGACUGGUGCGCUUGAGUCGGAUAGUUUUGUAUCGUAUAAUUACAUAUACAUAUAUUAUAUAUAGACAGUGUUAAAGAAUAUGAAGCCGUGUUGUGAAAGAGAGAAGCAACUGUUUGAUGUCUCGUGUCGUGGAGGAAAAAAUCAAUGCCGACGUCAUUAUCGGAAGAACGUUCCUUGUUACGUAAAAGUAUUUUUCAUCUUCGUCCCCUUUAGUAUUUUUUGUUUUUCACUGCUCUCGCAAAAAUACCCAAUAAUUUUACGCGGAGACUGUGAUGCUAAUUUGCGAUCGAAAAUUAAUUUAAAGAAAUGUACGAUCUUGUCAAUUUCUGGUACUGGAUCUCAUUGCAAUAUCAAUUGCACCUGGCACGGGUCCCGACAUUCUGUAUUAUAGUAGACUCGUAAUUCGCCUGUAGUUUGCGUACGAUUUUCUUUUAGACGAAUUGAUUGACAUUUUUCUGUGCCAUUGCCAUACAAAGAACGAUAUUUUGUUAUCAUUAUUAUUAACGGUUGCCAAUUUCUCUCGACGUGAGAAUCUUCGCUGUUCAUACCAGGGAAAUUCCGUCAGGCAAUGAGAAACUGUAGCUACAAGUCAACGAUUAGAGAAUUAAGAAGCAUUUUUGUAAUUGUAUAAAUACGGUGUAUAAUGUAUAUAAAGUUACUUCCCGAAUCGA
Cephus cinctus (wheat stem sawfly) is the source of this 3609-nucleotide messenger RNA. RefSeq names its product ralBP1-associated Eps domain-containing protein 1 (gene Reps). Gene Ontology annotation, biological process: endosomal transport; endocytosis. The transcript has 5 exons. Gene Ontology annotation, cellular component: cytoplasm; plasma membrane. The record is from RefSeq and is a predicted model, not a curated record. Lineage: Eukaryota; Metazoa; Arthropoda; Insecta; Hymenoptera; Cephidae. The coding region runs from base 369 to 2288 and encodes 639 amino acids. Gene Ontology annotation, molecular function: calcium ion binding; protein binding.